AUGAAUGGGGAUAUAGAAAUUGACUCACAACUUUUGGGAAUGUCUCAAAAUACUCCUAUGUCAGUUUCUGAUUCUCCACCUCCAUCUCAAGUUGAAAAUGUCUCUUCUACAAAAGGAAAACGGGGCUCUAACUUUAGUGUAGAGGAAGAUCAACUCCUAAUCGGCAACGGUGGAAGAGUCGGUGGUGGCAGCGGCGAUGGUGGAAGAGUUGGUGAUGGCAACAGUGGCGUUGUCGAUGGUGGCAGCGGUGGCGUUGGUGGUGGAAGAGUUGGUGAUGGCAGCGGUAGUGGCAGCGGUAGCGAUUGCGGUGGUGGUGGAAGAGUCGGUGGCGGCGGCGGUUGUGGCAGCAGUAGCAAUUACGGGUGA
Quercus lobata is the source of this 366-nucleotide messenger RNA. Its product is annotated as glycine-rich RNA-binding, abscisic acid-inducible protein-like. The record is from RefSeq and is a predicted model, not a curated record. The coding region runs from base 1 to 366 and encodes 121 amino acids. The transcript is spliced from 2 exons. NCBI's taxonomy places the organism in Eukaryota, Viridiplantae, Streptophyta, Magnoliopsida, Fagales, Fagaceae.